Papilio machaon (common yellow swallowtail) is the source of this 468-nucleotide messenger RNA. RefSeq names its product UPF0691 protein C9orf116. The transcript has 3 exons. Gene Ontology annotation, cellular component: axonemal microtubule. Gene Ontology annotation, biological process: axoneme assembly. The coding region runs from base 89 to 466 and encodes 125 amino acids. The record is from RefSeq and is a predicted model, not a curated record. NCBI's taxonomy places the organism in Eukaryota, Metazoa, Arthropoda, Insecta, Lepidoptera, Papilionidae.
GCAUCGACGAGUGCCCUGGAGAAUUUUUAUCCUUUUACCACAAUUUACAUCAUUAACAUAGCAAUCUUUUAAUUUAUUAUUUCUAAUAAUGAGUGGUGGUGGUCAAUUGGCAAUAACUGAUAAACAGGAAGGGGGAUUUUGUUCAGCGACGUGUAUCGAUAAAGUUUGCUUACAAAAUGAAAUCAAGAAGCCUGAGAUAAAAACUUCUGAUUUAUAUGCAACGUGUAAUCUACCGAAGAGAUUUGAACAUCCUCAUUGGUUCAAUGGCUACGGAUGUCAGAAGAGCAACCAGCAUCCAUUGUACCGCACAACGUCCAGCGAAUACGGGUGGUAUCCCCCCGGAGUACACUCGGUAACUUCGGUGUACUACCCCGCUGGUCAGAAGUUUACGAACCACCUUUUGGCCUCCGGUAUGUAUCGCAACUACAGUCUCAACACUGGAAUGGAUCCUGUAGGGUACUCGUAAAA